Oldenlandia corymbosa var. corymbosa is the source of this 882-nucleotide messenger RNA. The record is from the annotation of a GenBank genome assembly. NCBI's taxonomy places the organism in Eukaryota, Viridiplantae, Streptophyta, Magnoliopsida, Gentianales, Rubiaceae.
AUGGACGGCAUGACUAGUGUUGUUAAACAAUGGAGUGGCACUCAUAAACGAAGGAAGGUUGGACUAAUUGGAUCUGCUCCAUAUUCUGUUUUUACUGUGCCUAGUAUAAGUGCUAAGACUGAGUUUUUGGAGGGUGCACAUCUAGAGUCAUUGGAUCAACAUAGGGAAAGGAGCUUUGCUGAAACUUUACAUCAUCAACAAACUCUUGUAGUGUGCACCGCAGCCAAAAAGCGAAGGAUCUCUGAACCCUCUCAGUUUUCACGGAGAGAAACUUACCCAUUCAUGUGCCUUCUCUCUACCAAGCCAAGGAAAACACCCUUUCAAGAAAGUGCUCUUGGAAAAGUAUCUAAAAAACAGAGAAGAGAAACAGUUUUGGUUGCAGCCACUUUAUUUGAUUGUAGGCCUCAUGUGACUGUCUGUGAGGCUACAGGUGGUGAAAGUAGUCACCCAAGUCAAGGUCAACAUGUAGAUGUUGGUGAUAGAUUGUACAGGGACAGAUCUUCUAGGAAGCGGACUCGUACCCCUACUGACAUUGCUAGCUCCGCUGGUUUAAAUGAGAGUGUUGGGCAUAAACGACUGAGACUUGAUGCCAAUUUCUCUCGGAUCUGCAUUGGCAGCUCUGACAACUCUGAAGACAGUGUCAAAAAUGGGCCUAAACGAGCUAGGAGCGAGGAAGUACUUCCAGAGCUUAAAGGUAAGUAUGGUAGAGGGGCUGAUCUUUUGAUUGAUUUACUUGGUAAGGCCAUGGAGGAAAGGUACCGAUUGACUGGGAAUGUUUUAAAUGUUCACCCUGAUCCAAUCCAUAAUAUGAACUCAACACAACAUAAUCCAGAGCAAGGUCUUGCGGUGGUUGAACCAAAUCAACCACCCGAGCACCCAUAA